ACCAUUUUAAAAUAAUCAAUUAAAAAAAUUGAAUAAUUUUAUGACUUCUUCUCAUUUACAGUGAGAUGUUCUCAUAUGGGCUUACAAGACUUCUAAUAAAUAAUAAAUCAUUCUCCUUAACUUAAUUAUUAAGUAUUAAAUUCAUUAAUACAACAAUUAGAGGUAUCCCACAUUCUUUCUAGAUCAUAUCAUCAUCAUUAUAAAUAUUUAUUGUUAUUGUUCAAAUAGUUAGAAUAUUAUUAAGAGAGAAAAAGAGAAAAAUGUGUGAUGAAGAAGAGAAGGUGAUGAAGAAAGAAAUAGUGGUAGAAGAAAGAUAUUGUUAUGAGAAAGAAAUAGAGUUAACAAUCCAUAAAACAUCAAUGUUUAGUCAUGGAGAUGGAUUUCUUGUGUAUGAUUCAAAGGGUGAUAUCAUCUUUCGAGUCGACUCCUAUGCUCCCAUUAAACAUCGUCUCCUUCUUAUGGAUAGCUUUGGCAAGCCACUUUUGACUCUCCUUCCUAAGAGGCCAACACUUCAUCGUAGGUGGGAAGGAUUCUUGGGGGAGAAAUUAAGCGAUCAACAUCAAUCACCCAUCUUUUGCAUAUGGAAAUCAACGAUGAUCGGACGGUCAAACGUGAUGGUUGAAGUCCACAAUAAACCCCAUGGAAGGUACCACAUUGAAGGAUGUUUUAGUGAGAGAAGGUGCAGUAUAUAUCAUGCACCUUCAGAUGACGACACGUCAAAAAUUUCAGUGGCUGAGAUAAAACGAAAAGUGGAGCCCACAAAAAAAAUAGUGCUAGGAAGAGAAGUUUUCAGUCUGAUUCUAAAGGCUGGGUUUGAUGCUGCUUUUGCAAUGGGAUUGGUUUUAGCACUUGAUAGAAUACAUGGUGAUGACGUUAAUUGCCAUAUGGAUUGUCACAAAGACAUUGGUACAUAGCAAUAUUUAGGUGGGAAACUUUGGACUGAUCUCAUACACCUUUAUUUGUUCAGUGACAUGUCAACUUGCACUUUUAAUGAUACACGGAAAGUGUAAACACUGCAAGUACUUGAUAGAACGAGAUUGUUUUCAUUGUCAAAAUACGUUUAGGAAAUAUCAUAUCGUAGCAUCGAACUUUCAUAAAACGUUAAUAGUAUCAUUUUUGUUAGAUUUUUUCACAUGAUAGCAUCUAAUUUUUGCCUUAUCUAACUACCGUAGCAUUUUUCAUUAAAUUCUUGUCAAUUUUCAUUUAAUUCACCAUUUUGAUGUUUUCAUUCUUAUUGAGUGUUGGUUGUUAGUCUUUAUAAUUUGCUCUAAACCAUUUUUAUGCUUUCAAAUGUUUAAUUUACAAUUUUUGAUGUUUAAUUCACCGUUUAAGAGCGUUGAUGAAUUAAACAGUUAAAUUAAACGUCAAAAUGGUGAAUUAAACAUUUAAGAGCAUAAAAAUGAUUUAGGACAAAUUCUAAAGACAAAAACCAACAUUUAAUAAGGGUAGAAACAUCAGAAUCGUAAAUUAAACGGAAAUUAACAAGAAUUUAACGGAAAAUGCUAUGACAGUUAAAUGAGGUCUAAAUUGGAUGCUACCAUGUAAAAAAAUCUUACAAGAGUGCUACUACUAGCGUUUCAUGAAAGUUCGAUGCUAACAUAUGGAAUUUUCCAAUACAUUAAUAAUAAAAUUAAGGAAAAAUUGUCCAUAAU
Molecule: messenger RNA, 1652 nt
Organism: Amaranthus tricolor (Joseph's coat)
Lineage: Eukaryota; Viridiplantae; Streptophyta; Magnoliopsida; Caryophyllales; Amaranthaceae
Product: protein LURP-one-related 12-like
Exons: 2
Coding region: 261-914 (217 amino acids)
Source: RefSeq, a predicted model, not a curated record